Messenger RNA from Pieris macdunnoughi, 921 nucleotides. The record is from the annotation of a GenBank genome assembly. NCBI's taxonomy places the organism in Eukaryota, Metazoa, Arthropoda, Insecta, Lepidoptera, Pieridae.
AUGGAGAGUUUAAGUGAGUGGUACAGGGACCUCAUGGAUAGCAGAGGUGAUCCCCGUGUGAAGGACUGGGCCAUGAUGUCUUCCCCGCUACCAACGUUGGCCGCCUGCCUGUGCUACGCGUUUUGCGCCAAGAAGCUUGGGCCAGCCCUGAUGUCCAGCCGCAAACCAUUCGAUUUGAGAAAUACCCUGGUCAUAUACAACUUUGUUCAGACCGUGUUCAGUGCUUGGAUAUUUUACGAGUACAUGGCGAGCGGUUGGUGGGGCGAUUACAACUUCCGGUGUCAGCUUGUUGACUAUUCCCGAAGCCCAAAGGCGAUGAGGAUGGCAAACACUUGCUGGUGGUACUACUUCAGCAAGUUCACGGAGUUCUUCGACACUCUGUUCUUUGUGCUUCGCAAGAAGAACGAGCACGUGUCGACUCUGCACGUCAUCCACCACGGCAUCAUGCCAAUGUCUGUAUGGUUCGGACUCAAAUUUGCACCAGGUGGCCACAGCACCUUCUUUGCGCUGCUGAACACGUUUGUGCACAUUGUGAUGUACUUCUACUACAUGGUGUCUGCCCUUGGACCUCGCUACCAGAAAUACAUCUGGUGGAAGAAGUACCUCACUGCCUUCCAAAUGGUGCAAUUCGUGCUGAUCUUCAGCCACCAGCUCCAAGUGCUCUUCCGGCCUUCGUGCCAGUACCCUCGCGUCUUCGUCUACUGGAUCGCGAUGCACGGCUUCCUCUUCCUCUUCCUUUUCACAGACUUCUACAAAGCGCGAUACAAUAAGGCCGAGAAGUCCAGACUCAACAUGGGACUCUGCAUGACGGUGCUAGAAGACAGUUCGAAGAACGGCUACAAGCAAGAGGACUCGUCGGUUCCGAACUCGUACGCGUCGUCGGCCGCGGACGCGUUCGUUCGCCGGCGGCCGGUCACGUAG